Molecule: messenger RNA, 666 nt
Organism: Eucalyptus grandis
Lineage: Eukaryota; Viridiplantae; Streptophyta; Magnoliopsida; Myrtales; Myrtaceae
Product: pentatricopeptide repeat-containing protein At3g49170, chloroplastic-like
Exons: 3
Coding region: 1-666 (221 amino acids)
Biological process (GO): RNA modification
Molecular function (GO): RNA binding; protein binding
Source: RefSeq, a predicted model, not a curated record
AUGGAGUUUGAAGUGGUGGAUAGGUUCGUUCAUAUGCUCGAGGAUGGGUUUUUCCCUAAUGAUUAUUGUUUUGUGGUGGUUGCUCGGGCUUGCUUGGUCCCAGAGAAUGCAUCGAUUGGUCAUACAGUUUUCGGGUUUAUUAUCAAUAGCGGCUAUCUUGAUUCUGAUGUGUGUGUUGGGUGUGCAUUGAUCGACAUGUUUGCAAAGGGUAGUACUGAUUUGGUUGCAGCUCGUAAGGUGUUUGAGAAAAUGCCCGAGAGGAAUGUGGUUGCUUGGACUUUGAUGAUGACGAGAUGUACUCAGUUGGGUAGUCCGAAGAAAGCUGUUGAUUUGUUUUUGGAUAUGCUGCUGGCAGUUGUUGUUGCAGUAGAAAUCACUGGAGGUCCCGCUAUCGACUUUGUUCCCAGAAGAAAGCAGUACGAGAUUUUCAGUCUCGUGUUCUCUGAGGGUUUGGGGACCUACAAGCUCAAUCUGGCCAAGAUUGAUGAAGAGAAAAGGACCAGGGAGAAGGUCUUGACCCUUAGUAGCCGCUCUGAUUUCGCUUCCUUCACUGGCGAUUGGCACCGGAAGGUGCUGCUUAUGGCUGAGAAGCGGCUUGCUCACCUCCUGAAGGAGAAGACCCACCUGGCGAGUAAAGCUUGCUCGGCUAGAGGAGCGUGCUGCUAG